Solea solea (common sole) is the source of this 2765-nucleotide messenger RNA. It is a transcript of the gene blnk, whose product is annotated as B cell linker. The coding region runs from base 66 to 1667 and encodes 533 amino acids. The transcript is spliced from 25 exons. The record is from RefSeq and is a predicted model, not a curated record. NCBI's taxonomy places the organism in Eukaryota, Metazoa, Chordata, Actinopteri, Pleuronectiformes, Soleidae. Gene Ontology annotation, biological process: cell surface receptor protein tyrosine kinase signaling pathway; intracellular signal transduction.
CAGGGUUUUAUCAUUAUGCCUUCAAUGUGGCUGUUCCCGUGUGACACAUCUUGGAGUGAGACAACAUGAUUACGAAGCGCAGUCCUGCCCAGAGGUUCCCUGCUGAGACCGAAAUGAACUUGCCAUCCAGAGAGGAGUGCGAGGGCUGGGACCAGGCACAAGUAGCCUCCUUCUUGUGCCAGAACAAAAUGCCAGAAUGUGCUAUUACCAUAAAAAAAAUGAGGAUUAAUGGAAAAAGAUUUCUGAACAUGUUUGACAGCGACUUCAGCAAGUUUAGUCUCAUUCACCAACCGCAGCUUCAAAAGAUUGUUCAAGACAUCAAAAGAAAGGAUGGCAGUUUACUGAAUAAACUGAGAAGACUAAAAAACAAACAAAUUCCAAAGGUACCGGCGCGAGAUUAUGGAGGUGAUGAGGAUAUUGAUGAUCAGUUCUCGGAACCCGAUUAUGAUAAUGACAUGUAUGAAGAUCCACAUGCUGACCAGGACGACAGCUAUGAACCGCCACCCAGCCACAGGCCCUUCACAACAACAUCUUCCUUCCCAACAGGGGAGUACCUUGACAGCUGCCGUAACCAGCCUAAACAUUUGCCCAGGAAGCCCUUUCGUCCGGACAAAGCCUCCAGACAACUGCCCCCAGAACCCACCCACAUGGGGAGCGAAGACGAAGACUACAUGAAUCCAGACGGCAAUAAUGAUGAUGACAACUACAUAGAACCUGCAGAGGAUCUACCCACCAAUCCUUUGUCGCUCUGUAGAGGCAGAGCACGGAAGGAACUCCCCAGGUUGCCUGCAACGUUACCACAACCUCGAUCCAGUCCUGAUUUUUAUGAAGUCCCAGACAAAGAGCAAAGCUCAUUAUCGUCUGCAUCAAACAGACGGUGCACAAUCUCCUCAACGCUGUUAAAUUUGUUACCACCAAAACCCUGCCCCAGACAGAAUAUCAGGUCAGCUCCUACUGUCCAGGAACCAACACAAGACGAUGAAUAUGAAGUUUGUGAUCGAGAUGGUAAUUGUAGCAAUAAACCUGCAGAGAGUCGUCCUCCACUCGUACCAAAACCUUUGCCCAGAGAGAGGUCACCAAAGCCACCAUUUAGACCGAGGCCGGAUUUAAUAGCAAAGGGCUUUGAAAGCCAAAAGCUGCCUGUGAUACAAACUGAACACACAACUCCUCCAAAAGCUUCCACACUAGACUUGUCAAGACCAAAAAUUCCUCUUCCACAGUUGACCUCCAUGACAACAGACAGAAGAAGUGUCUCUACUGAAAAUGGAUUGAUAGAGGAAGAUGAGAAUGCAGAUGUCUAUAAGAAACCCUGGUAUUCCAGCACGUGUAACCGCAAGACUGCUGACGAUGCUUUGCUCCGCUCAAAUAAAGAUGGAGCGUUUAUGGUGCGGAAGAGCUCUGGUCACGACACACAGCAGCCCUACACGCUAGUGGUGCUUUACAAGGGCAGGGUGUACAACAUACCCAUCAGAUUCAUAGCAAACACACAGCAAUACGCGCUGGGAAGCGAGAAGAAAGGAGAGGAGCACUUCAGCAGCAUCUCCCACAUCAUCGAGAGCUACCAGAAGACUCCAUUGGUGCUGAUCGACAGCCAGAGUAACAACAAGGACGCCGUCAAGCUGUGCUACCCUAUAACACCGAAGCCGAGCCCACCGACAGCCAACUGAUUAGGCUGCAUCGCAACCUGCUGUGUUUACUGUCAAGACUGAACAGAACUGAUUAUGUCAUAUUUUUUCCCCCCCCGACGAUUUCUAAGGUGCUGUCAACAGGACUGCGUGAAGGUCAUUUGGGUUACAAGCAGAACUGAUUCUGAAGACUUUUUAACUCUUGUUUUUUUAUUAAGAUUCUUUUUUUAAUGCUCUGUCGGUAAACAGUGUAUCAAAAUUAAUGCAAGGAAUGAGACAAGUGUUGCAGACGCAGAGGGAAGCAAGACAGACAAAUGAUUCGCUUACGACAGCAGUACAUUGGAGAGCAAAUAAACACAAGGUUGUACAUUUUGUCUCAAUAAAAAAAACUUCUUGUGUUGUAGACGCAAGUCUUCAGUCAUGAGAAAAUACCACCAGGAACCACGACAGUUCCGUUUUCUUCUCUGUUCCAACAAAUAAUGUUACACUCAUGCACAUUGGUUGCAAGGCACUUAGUGAAAAUUCUCUGCUAAUAUUUUACAGUACCUCUACCUCCACUAUAUACAGUUAUAAAUCUUUUGUCUAAAUUACAAUGAAAAGAAUAAUGUGUGUCACCGACACUCCAGAUCUGGGGAAACGUAUAUAAUUUAGGUACAUCUGUCCAAUUUUCCAAGACACACACACAAAGAGCCAGUGUUUUCCUUUGUCUGCAUAAGGAAGUGUUUUGACACAGGUUCAGAUUGUCAAAGACCUAAUAAGUGAGGUAAUGGGAAAUAUAAAUCCUCCUUUCAUAGUGCAAUUAAAAAGAUUAUCAUUUCAAGUCAAAAGAGAGGAAAUGUGUUUUUGGUUGUUCUUUUACAUAACAAAAAUGACCAAUUCUUCCAGGCCUCUUCAUCAUUAAAAAUCCAGAUUUCAAAAGUAAUAAUUUUGUUAGUAUUUGAUCUAUAACAAAGAUCAACAGUUUACUUCUCAAAAAUGAGUCAUGUUUAUAGGGUUAUCUGCUCCCACUGAAAUAUCUUUUAGCAUGAUUUGGAGUUCACACAUCAAUUGUACACAGAUUCUUCCAAAAGGCCAAAGAAGCACAAAGAAAAGCAUAUAAAGACUAAACCUAAGGUCAUAAAUAAAUGUUGAAUAAAAACA